AUGAGCAACGGCGAUUCUCUGGCGGCUUUGCCAGUCCAUGCGAUUGCUGCAUCGAAAAAGUACUUGGUUGCUCUUACUGGCGGAAAUAUUCUCCUGUACGACGUCCGCACAGGCGAGCGCCUAGCCGCGUUGGACGCGUGUGUAGAUCCAUCCGUUGCACCGGUAUCACUGGCAGGAUUUCCUAGACUAUGUGCUAUAUCACCGCGUGAAACAUACGUGGCAGUCGCAUCAGACGACAAAGUGCUUCGAGUAUGGGAUACAUCGAAUGUAGCAUACGGCCAAGAGGUGCUUGUUCAACGCCUUGCAAAGCGAACAGGCGCCAUGCAAUGGGUCCAGGACGACGAAAUCAUUGUGGCCGACAAGUUCGGUGAUGUUUGGAGUUUUGAAAUCGAUCCAUCAAGAUAUAUGUUAGAUCAGCCACAACAACAGCAGCCGCAGCAAAAAGAACCAUCUGCUAUUGUCGCGGAUGCGGACACGGACGACCAGACAUUGCAGCCCAAACUCGGUCAUGUUAGCAUGGUAACUUGCCUGGCAUUUCUCAGGGACCAUGAAACAUCGCCUAAAAGCAUUGUGACAUGUGAUCGUGACGAACAUAUUAGGAUUUCACGCUGGGGCCCUCGACGUGCCGCGCAUAUUGUGGAACAGUAUCUCCUCGGCUCACGCAGUUGUGUUGGUGCCCUGACUGUGGUACCUGCUGAUCGUGCAAGUCGCGCUGGCUUGCCAUGUUCAUCCCAACCAGUGCUUGUGACGAGUGAUGGCGGUGCUUGUUUACGUGUAUGGUGUUGCCAUGCUGAUGGCAAGUACCGUCUCCAUGCAACCGUUCAUUUGGAUGUACACGCGUUGCUCGAGCAUGUCACUGUGGAUGCGGCCAUCGAGAGACGUCGAGAGAAAGAUGCAGGGAAUCUGGCGGCGAAAGACACUGUGUUUGACCCACAUAAGACAGAGCCGGAGACCAAGCGGCAGAAAUCCGAUGAGCACCAAGAAUGCAAUUCGUCCACUGCCGAUUCGCAACCCUCGCUCGUGAUUCACCACCUUUCACACUUUAUUUCGGACGAUCGCGAUUGGUUGCUCGUAUGCAUUGAGGGCGCCCGUGCUGUCUUUGUUGUGCCGCUUGAUCAUCUCACGAAGGAUCGAUCAACGCCGGCUUUGCCUGUCAUUGUCACGUGUCGGAUGAACGCACCGAUCCUUGACGUAUCGCUGGUGCCAGAGGCUUCCGGCGGGGAUCGUUCAGGGGCGCCCAAGCUGUGGCUGUGCUGUGAUGACCGACCUGGGAUGGGGUCUGGUCCGUCUGUGAGUGAAUUUGCAUGGCGAGACGAUCAUUUCGAAGCUUGCGAAGUUCCUCCUAUGAAUACAUCCUUACGGGCUUUAGUCGCCCCAGAUUCGUCAGCGGCAACAACACCCCGUGCAUCAGCGUCGCCCGCAGCACUCUCAAAACUAUGCUUGUAUUCACAGAUCAUGACUUGGCCCAAGCCUCCACAACCUAAUGCAGACGGUACGCCAUUUCUAAGCUAUGCAUGGGGCGAUCGUUCCGAAACCGUAGCGCGCCAGAUGUAUGAUCGGUUCCAGUCCGGAAAACGUGCCGCGGGACGUGCAAGAAACCAAGCGAGUAUUCAGCAACAGUUUGGGGGUAACAAUUCAUAG
Molecule: messenger RNA, 1641 nt
Organism: Malassezia globosa CBS 7966
Lineage: Eukaryota; Fungi; Basidiomycota; Malasseziomycetes; Malasseziales; Malasseziaceae
Exons: 1
Coding region: 1-1641 (546 amino acids)
Biological process (GO): tRNA modification; RNA (guanine-N7)-methylation
Cellular component (GO): nucleus; tRNA methyltransferase complex; cytosol
Molecular function (GO): protein binding
Source: RefSeq, a predicted model, not a curated record